Messenger RNA from Psilocybe cubensis, 594 nucleotides. RefSeq lists its product as uncharacterized. Lineage: Eukaryota; Fungi; Basidiomycota; Agaricomycetes; Agaricales; Agrocybaceae. The record is from RefSeq and is a predicted model, not a curated record. Gene Ontology annotation, molecular function: acyltransferase activity, transferring groups other than amino-acyl groups. The coding region runs from base 1 to 594 and encodes 197 amino acids. The transcript has 3 exons.
AUGUCAGAAUUACUGCCUGCUCCAAAUAUUCAGCUGAAGAAAGCGCACCAUUCUCCGGCCUACGGUCCCGCCGAUCUUCCUCACCUUCUCGCGUUCGUCAACAACCCACUCGUCCAGAACACCCUGAUAUCCGACCACAUCGUGCCACGAAACCAUCGUUUUGCCACAAAGAUUGAGGAGAUCGCCAACGAGGCCCUACUCUAUGUCAUCAUCGAGGCUAUCGAUAAGCCUACAGGUCCUCGCGUCAUCGGCGCCGCCUCAAUCACAGUCGCCAACGUCAAGAACCGAGACGUGAACUUUGGCAUCGGUCUCGUCCCAGACGUCUGGGGCCAGGGAUAUGUCUCAGAGGUGACUGAGUUUUUGGUCGAUUAUGCCUUUAAGAAUUUGGCUAUCCACCGUAUCUCCCUUGGUGUUUUGGACAGCAACCUUGGCGCCAUCAAACUCUAUAAAAGAAUUGGAUGUGUUGAAGAGGGCAGAAAGCGCCAAUCCAACUUCUUCGAUGGAAAAUGGCAAGACAGUAUCCAUAUGGGGAUAUUGGAGAGUGAGUGGUUUGCAAAGAAAAGAGAACAAUCAACGAGGGCAGUUCAAGCGUAA